UUAAGCCCGGAAGCGACACCUAUACCCUACGAAAACUCUACAAAUUUCCUGUGUACACCUGUUGCUGAAAAAAGGAUCAAGCAUAUUUUUCUCUUGUGAGCACAAGAAACAACAAAAAUCACUCAUAUGCGCCACAGAAUACGAUGAAGUUUUCCAGCAUGAACGGACCAAGCGAAUCUGAAGUUGAAAGUCUACUUAUGAGUCCAUGCUGGGGUCCCACACAAAACGGUAGCCAGGAUCAAUACCUGCUUGAUGGCCAUAAACUGCUGCUCGAACAUGACCUUGACUCGCUGCCCAGCGAUUCCGAACAAAAGAACUCGCUAGAUGUGCUCGACAAUCUGCUAUUGAAUACGUCCUCACUAAAUGCGCUUUCCGAUCUAAAACCACUACCACCGUUCACCGGCUAUACGGGGCAUUUGUCCAUCAAUGGCAUCUCCGGACACCAUUACCAUGCGAUCGCACAGAGGCUACCUGAUGAGAGUAACAACAAUUACAUACAAAGUGCCUACCAGACGAAUCAUUCGACUACGUCGACGACGACAGGAAACGCCUCCACAAGUAUACAGCUGGCAGCGGCGACGUCGGGUACAUCACCGCUACCAUCGAUGCAGGGCAGUGGUGCUGGCGGCGGCGGUGGUGCCAACAGUCAUGGCUCUUCAGCCGACCAUAACAUUGUUUCCUCGUCUACUUGCCUGCCUGAGAGCGUGUUAAGUCCGGAUGCGGACGCCUGUCUGGGUGAUGUAAAACUCUUUGCGGAUAGUCAAUUAGAUAAUAAGCUAUACUCGAUGGCCGACAGUUGUGUAAUGUCGGCAGCUAAUUCGGGUAGCCUCGGUGGUGGCGGUGGCGGAGGCAGGAAUGGCCACAACGCCAAUGGCAUGGUGGGCGGUGGUGAUCAUGGACCAGAUUCGUUGCACAGCGGCGUACGCAUUUACACCGAUGCCAAAGACCUGUCCGAGUAUGUAGAUAUGAACUCAAUUGACGAUAUUGCGGCCAUAAUUGGCUCAGCGAUAGCCGAUACCACAGUGCCCAACCAACUGGAUAAGGAUGAUGGCAAUGAUACGCGUGAUUCCUGGAUGGAUCUGGAUGCGUGGAUCGAUGGAAAUUGUAUACAACAGGAUGGGAAGCUACUGGUGUCACAACAGGAUACGCUCAGCGAAUUCAUCUUGCCACACUCACCCGUGCACCCGAGCAGUUCGACGCUACAAAGCUUGCUGACGCACGGUUACAUGCCUUUACUGCACAACCGACUGCAGAAUGGCCCACCACAACAGCAACAGCAUUCAGCCAAUACGACGGCGUUAAAAAGUGAAGCGCCCAGUUCUACCUCAUACUGUAACGAGCUGCCCACAGCGUCGUCUACUUCCAGUCCACCGGGAUCCGUGGUGUCAACCACAGACAAUCUGAUGAUCAAUCCGCGCUAUCUAACCAAUCAGCAUCAAUACCAAGUCACUAUGUCGUCGAUGAAGUCCGACGGUCUCUGUAGUCCCGACAUGCUUGGAAAUUAUCCACACACGACGACAAUUACACCCACCGGCACACCGAAAACGAAACGGUCACGCUCUCAAAAGAAAUCCAGUCAACAGCAACAGGCGCAAGCGAACGCACAGUCCAACAGCAGUAGUGGCGUACUCGGACCGCAACAACUCAACGCAAUUUCACCAUCCUCCGUCAGCUUUAGCGCCAAUGACCUUUCCGGUUUGUUGGGCAAAGAGAAACCCGUACAUCGGUGUAGUAUCUGCAAUCGUGGCUUCCUCAACAAGAGCAACAUCAAGGUACACCUGCGAACGCAUACGGGCGAGAAGCCAUUCCGUUGUGACGUCUGCGCCAAAGCGUUUCGACAAAAGGCGCACUUGCUCAAACAUCAACAGAUACAUAAGAGAAUUGGGCGUGACUGACACGAUGCGCGCGAGGAUCACGAACAACAACAACAAACUGUUGCCGUGAUGCAAGCCAACAUGCGAGCGUUCAAGCCCAAAUCUACAAAAUCGUUGCGUCUAAGAGUGAACUGAAUGUGUGUAAGUGUGUAAAUGAAGGCGUUGAAGGGGUAGCUGUAGCGUGGCUAUCUGAAAUGGUUGCCGGGCUGGAGCUAUGCCCACAGCCGACACACAUCAACACUCUCAGAGGCAGCGUAGUUUUCAUUAAAGGUGUUGAAACGAUAGCACAACUGGAAUGUAAGAGUGCAGCUGCUGAGCGGGCUACAAGUCAACUCUCAGUCAAUCAACUCCAGUGAGUAUUUCGUACUUCAAUGUCCUUCAAUGAGCAUGUGCGUGUUACGAAUUCCUUAAUAAGAGCCAUAUUCGACAAAAUGAGGUAAGUGUUUUCUGCAUAUUAAUUUGACUACACUUGACAAACACUUGCAGUCCAUUGGAUAAGAGUAUAAUCUUUUGUAGUUUAGUUGGUAAUGAAAAUACUUUGAUACAAUUUCAUAUUCGUAAGUGGUGUUGUUUUUUGAAUACGCGACACGCACUCAAUAUUUGUUAUUCGUUGUUGUUGGUUGCUUUUGAUCUCUUUAGUUUUACUCUUUGUUAGUUGAAUCUAGUUACUUAGUUGAUGAGUAGUGGGCUGGAAUUUAUGUACAUAUACAUAUUGAAUUGGGGUAGGUCCCUCUACAAUUAAGUCUGUAUAAAUAUAUUUAGAACAUUUGAGCCAGAUAAAAUCUAGUGAAAUUGUAGCAUUAGCAGGCAAAUAUAUUUAUGGAUAGCAAAAGUUAUAAGUUCUAAGUAAACAUCACUUGGUUUUAGCUUUGAAAUUUGUUUCCAAUUUAUGUUAAAGACUUGGUAUAUGCAACACCUAAAAAUCCAAAAAUCUGCUAUGAAAGCCAGUACAUCUCGUAGACUUCCUACAUCCCCCUGUUGGUCUACUUUAAAUAAUUAAAAAAACGACUCCAGCGCUUUUUCCUGCCAGUUUAUUUUGUAGAAGGUAUGGUUGCGUUGUUUAUAUGUAUCCAACAGAUUGAAGUGGAAAUGUGAAAAAUGGAAUACUCUACGAGAGUGCCAAAUCUGGACCGUUUUAAGCUUUAAAAACGCUCUGCCUUGAGUGUAGGUAAUCAUUUUACUCAAUUCAAUGGUUUCCCAAAAUCAAGCAUGCCCAAAACAUAUUCCGCAGGAGAACUUAUUUUAUAGCUUUCUGUAAAGUAAAAGCUCUCCCUGGUCGUCACUGACUUAGGUAAAAUUUUAAAGCGGGCCUUCGCUGAUAGCAGAGGAAAGAAAUAGGUGGUUAUAACGUAAGAAAAAGCUUCAAUUUUUCCAAACUCGUUCAAAGUUCAUAUAGGUUUGACUAAAAAAGCCUUCUCCGCAUGCAGAGCUCUUAUAUUUAUGCACAGUUUAAAAGCACUCUGGUAUAAUACGGGUUUGAAUUAAAAAUUAGGCAAAAAUCGCACUCUGGCCAUUUAGUCAUCCAGACCAACUCUAUAUUAUCUAGAGCAUUAGCUUUAUUAAUAAGUUUUUUGAAAAUUCAAAGGUUUUUGCAAGAAAAAGUUCAAUAAGAUCUAUAGAAAAUUGUUGUCAAGCUUUUGAGGCAGACGCUAAAAGGUCAAUAUUUUAACUGAAUCCAUGUCAGAGUCGGCCACUUCAACAGUAUGCGCGUAAAGGUGGAAACAAGCUUUAACGCCAUCUUACUCGCUACUAUCAAAAUGCUUGAGGUUGGAAAAACUCUAUUCCAAAACAUUUUCGCUAAACCUUACUCGAGAGCUUUUCCAAAAAUUUCCCAAAUCUUAAUAAGCUCUAAAAAACUACACUUUUGUAAUUAAAAAGCUUUGUAAAUUCAAGUACUUCUUACACUGUGGCGGGAUAACGUGAUCAAUAAAAAUAGCUUUUAAAGCUGCGAUGGAUCUGUCACAACUAACACAUAUCCUCUGGGAGAAGAGUUUUAAAGCCUUUUUAUUGGCACGCACAGAGUAAAAGCUCUCUUUUUAUUACCUCCCUU
Rhagoletis pomonella (apple maggot) is the source of this 3924-nucleotide messenger RNA. RefSeq names its product ichor (gene ich). Gene Ontology annotation, biological process: regulation of transcription by RNA polymerase II; embryonic hindgut morphogenesis; embryo development. The record is from RefSeq and is a predicted model, not a curated record. The transcript has a single exon. NCBI's taxonomy places the organism in Eukaryota, Metazoa, Arthropoda, Insecta, Diptera, Tephritidae. Gene Ontology annotation, cellular component: nucleus. Bases 144 to 1895 code for a protein of 583 amino acids. Gene Ontology annotation, molecular function: DNA-binding transcription factor activity, RNA polymerase II-specific; RNA polymerase II transcription regulatory region sequence-specific DNA binding.